AUGGUGGACGGGUGUCUGCCCACCUACCCCGAAAUACCCCAGAAACACAAAACGCUCGAGUUCUACAAUCAAUACAUCUACACCAUGGAAGGCACAACACCAAUACAUUCUGCAGCACAAAACGGUAGCAUCUCCGAAGUCAGUGCGCUCCUAACCGAGGACCCCCUGAGAAUAAACUCUGUGGAUUCUGAUGGCAGGACCCCAUUACAUUGGGCAUGUACAAUGAAUAACUUUCCAAUGAUCCAAAUGAUGCUUCCUUUCGUAAAGAAAGACUUGGAUGACAUGGUAGACGAAAGCGGAUGGACUCCAGUGCACAUUGUAUGUGCAGUCGGCAACAAUGAAGCACUUGGAUUGUUCAUGGCGAAAGAGCCAAUUCCAGACAUAAACUUGGCCACGGGCCAGGGCACAACAGCUUUGCAUUUGGCGGUUAGCAAAGGACAUGUGGAGGUGGUAAAGCUGAUUCUUGAAAGCUACAAGGGAAAAGUAAAUGUACGGGAUAAACGCGGCCUAUCCGCUCUUCAUCGAGCUGCAGCAGCAGGUAACAAUGCGUUGGUGCGCUUGUUGGUGGCGAAGAAGGCGGCUAUCAAUGCUACUGAUAAAGAGGGCUGGACUCCAUUACACCAUGCAUGGGCGGAAGGGCAUGAUGGCACAGGAAUGAUUCUCUUGGAGUUGGGUGCAGAUGAUCGGGUGGAGGAUCUUGAGGGUCAGACCGCUGGAAUGGUCGCAAUUGAUGAGGAGAUCCGGAAGAAGUAUCUGGGAAGGAAGUGA
Messenger RNA from Australozyma saopauloensis, 768 nucleotides. RefSeq lists its product as uncharacterized. The transcript has a single exon. Lineage: Eukaryota; Fungi; Ascomycota; Pichiomycetes; Serinales; Metschnikowiaceae. The record is from RefSeq and is a predicted model, not a curated record. Bases 1 to 768 code for a protein of 255 amino acids. Gene Ontology annotation, molecular function: protein binding.